GUGAGCUGCAGUCGACGCUAGGUGACAUGGAGAACAGCACCGUCAAAAUGUCAGCUGAGACGGAUGAACAGUGGUUAAGUGAGACGGAGGUGGAUGAGCCAAUGGACACCUCAAACAACGGUCAAAUUGAUCAGCCUUCAGCAAACCAUCAAGAGUCUGCUGAUGAGACCUCAAACAACGGUCAAAUUGAUCAACCUUCAGCAAACCAUCAAGAGUCUGCUGUCGAGACCUCAAACAACGGUCAAAUUGAUCAACCUUCAGCAAACCAUCAAGAGUCUGCUGUCGAGAUUAAAGACAAAACAGAUGGAAUUCAAGUCACUUGCUCUCUGGAGUGGAAAGAGAAAGAUAAAGCACAAAAACAUCAACUGAAGAAAACAGAGCUACAGAAGGCUCUUCAGUCUCGGCUCAACAAAAACAAAGAAAAUGUGACUUGCAAUGUUUUAAAUAUCACACAAGAUGGAAGAGCUGAUAUCAUGAUUGAACCUGCUGCAGCCCUGAAUAAGCUUGUCUCGCAGAAAAUUGAACUUAACUUCAAAGACCAGACAACGGCCAUACUAAGGAUUUUUAGUACCUCAGUAUCAAAGCUGGAAACUCCAGGCAGUAACUCAGUGGAUGUUCCUUCUCUGUUUCCAGCUCCUGCACAAGAUGAGAAAGCCCAAGAGCAGGGACUUAGCACAGCUGCUGCUGCUGCAGGACAGGAGACAAAGCGCUGCACUCUUUCACCGAGCCCCUUCUGGUACGUGAGCCAGGUCUACAAGGAGCAAAUGAGACGUAUCGAGAGCAAGCAUGGGGUUCAAAUCAUGGCUGAUGUAAACGUGUCCUUUGUAGCAAAGCAGGGAGCUGGAGGAGAUCCAGACAGUGCCUUUAAUGAGUUCAUAAACCUUGUCCAGACAUGCUUAGGUGAUUUCAGUGGCACCACGAUCCCUCUUCGGCAUGCAGAUCCUGAUGGCUGGAAGGACACACUGAAAGCCACCCAAGCAGACGGGGCCAAGCUUGUACUUUCUGUGUCCUCUGAUGAAAUUACUGUGUAUGGGCCAAGCAAGAGCCGAGAUGCUGUCCUUAGAGUCUUAAAAACACCACAGACAACUUCAGACGACUUCAUAAACGGUGACAAUUUGUUUGGAGCAACUGCAUGGGGAUCUCAUGACGCGUUACAGAAGAUUGACAAAGGUAUUAACGAUCCUCUGGUCUCUGCUGGACUAACCAUGGAUGAGAGCCACUGGAAGGUGAUCACCACUGUCUUUGAUAAGAAAAUAGCACAGGUCAUGGAUAAAUUUGAUGUGGUGUUUAAACCACUGAAGCUCUCUCAGGGUAAAGUCAGUGUAAAAGCUCAUGCUACAAGCACAGUAGGAGCUGUGUCCCUUGAGAGCCAUGCCCUCAGAGCUCUUCAGUGCCUCUACCAGAAGGUUGCAACAUCAACCAUGAGCUGCCCCCUGCUGGCCCCUGACCAGGCCCAAGAUGCAGGCGAAAAGCUGAAAGAGUUUCUUUCUAAACACCCUGGGAUUGAAGCAGGAGAGAAAUCAGGUGCCUGGAGAAUCUCUGGCUUACCAGAAACCUUGGGUCCUGCUGUUGAUGAGCUAGAGAAGAUUUUAGGUGGACCUGUCCUGAAAGAGGAGGACAAGCAGAGGAUUCAUUACUCAAGGCACAUCAUGUCUAAUGGUGGAGCAGAAAUGGAAGGGGGAGCUACAGCAGGAGGUACGACAGGAGGGAACAAAGAAGAAGAUACAUGUUCUAUUUGCAUGGACACAUUUACCAACAAGAAAAAGAUCAAAUGUUCUCAUGAAUUUUGCGAGGAAUGCCUGACACGGUCAGUGAAUAGCAUAGGACCCAUCUGUCCCUUGUGUAAAACUGUGUUUGGGAAGAUGGAGGGAGACCAGCCUGAUGGAACUAUGUUAUGGACUGAAGAUAGCCGUCCCCUCCCUGGAUUUCCACGCUAUGGCUCAAUCACCAUCACUUAUAAUAUUCCAAGUGGAACACAGACGGAGAAACAUCCCAAUCCUGGACAACGCUAUAGUGGUGUAACAAGAACAGCUUAUCUACCAAACAACCCAGAGGGCAGAGAGGUGUUGCAACUGCUGCGCAGAGCUUUUGAUCAGAAGCUGAUAUUCACUGUUGGGACCUCCAGAACCACCGGGGCUGACAACCAAGUGACCUGGAACGAUAUCCACCACAAGACCAACCCUCAUGGAGGACAACAGAAUUUUGGAUAUCCUGACCCCGGUUACCUGAGCAGAGUGAGAGAGGAGCUGAAGGCGAAAGGCAUCGAGUGAAGACUGUUCAUAGUAGCUCACAUAGCUCACAAGGGUUGUGGCUAGCAUGUCUCAUUUCAUAAUUCAGGGUGUAAUAUUUUCAGAAUGAUAAUUGCAGUAUAGCCUACAUAAUAUUCAUAAUAUGUGUACUGUGAGCUGUCUUUUGCCCAGUAAUUCAGUAAUUCUUUGUAUUACCAGUGAGUAAGGAUUAUUUUCACAAGGUUUAUUUGACAGCAUUGCUAUAACAGCUUGAGUAAAUAUGUAACAAUGCAUAAUAUUUGUUUUCACUUAGAGCGUUUUUAUUUUCCUAAAUGACCUCUGGCUUCUGUUUUUUGGUGACUCAGAGAAGGUUUUUUUGGGAGUAAAUUUUGCAAGUAUAUAUUUUGAUUUUAGAAUAGUCCUACAUAUGGCCUCACUUGCAUGAUGCUGACAGCAAUCUGAUACAUAAUUGAACUCACUGAUGAAUCAACACACUCAUCACUAUCUCUGUGGAGCUUGCAAACGGAAGACAAAGGGAAUCUGCUUGUUUUCUGUACAAAUUGUAAAAGUUUAUUCAUAGGAAUAGAUGUAAUUGGGUCUGUAAAGUUCUAGCAAAAAAAUAAAGAUUUGCUCUCCAGAA
Molecule: messenger RNA, 2868 nt
Organism: Myripristis murdjan (pinecone soldierfish)
Lineage: Eukaryota; Metazoa; Chordata; Actinopteri; Holocentriformes; Holocentridae
Exons: 10
Coding region: 27-2270 (747 amino acids)
Biological process (GO): protein ubiquitination; Notch signaling pathway
Molecular function (GO): metal ion binding
Source: RefSeq, a predicted model, not a curated record